AUGGCUCCCGGGAGCAUUGCCUCCAGUGACACCUCAACCUCCUCCGCAUCCUUGACCUCCACAGCGGGGUCAUCUGGGUUGUCUGACUCUGAAAAGCCAGGCCCGAGCCGUAGUGGCGUCCGAGGGCCACGCCGUCACCCUCCUGUGCUGCGCAUGGUUCUGGAGGCGCUGCAGGCCGGAGAGCAGCGCCGGGGCACCUCGGUGGCGGCCAUCAAGGUUUUCAUCCUGCAGAAGUACCCGACGGUGGACGUCCUACGGCUCAAGUACCUGCUGAAGCAGGCCCUGGCCACCGGCAUGCACCGCGGCCUCCUGGUCAGGCCCGCCAACUCCAAGGCCAGGGGGGCCACUGGCAGCUUCAAAUUAGUUCCCAAGCACAAAAGAAAAGUCCAACCCAGGAAGACCUCCACCAUGACAGCCACCAGGAGACCCGGUGAGGCCAAGGAGAAGGGUCACAAGAAACCAAGGGAGGCAAAGAAGGACACCCCCAACUCGGGCGAGAUGAAAAAGGGACUCAGGAAGGCAAGAGAGGCGAUGAUGGGUCCUACCAAACCAGCCAAGGAGAAGGCUCCCAAGAAGGGCAGCCAGACCAAAGACCAGGAGGCAAAACUGAGUGAGGCCAAGAAGGCCUCCCAACAGCCAGACAAGGCUACACAGGCCCUUCCCAGCGCCACUGGCCCGAGAGGAAAGUCAAAGGUCACAGGCAGAAGGAGCAACCAAGAUGGCGAGGCCCACGGGAAAAUGAAAGCUGGGAGCUGGAGUUCAAAAUCCACGGUCCCCCAGGACAAGAAUACUGCUGCGCCAUCGGCCAAAAAGAAAGAAAACAAGGUCCUGAAGGAAGUUGUGGCCCGUGGGGCCAAGGCUGCUGCUCUUCCUGGGGCCGGUGGGUCUAAGACCGCGUCCGCACCCCUGGUCAGGAGGACAGAGGCCCCCAAGGGCCCUAGAAGGCCGGGCAUGCCCACCAAGGCCUCGUCGUCCAAAUUGGCCAGUAAGAAAACAGAAGCUGAAAGCUAG
Molecule: messenger RNA, 1011 nt
Organism: Hyaena hyaena (striped hyena)
Lineage: Eukaryota; Metazoa; Chordata; Mammalia; Carnivora; Hyaenidae
Product: histone H1.8
Exons: 5
Coding region: 1-1011 (336 amino acids)
Biological process (GO): nucleosome assembly
Cellular component (GO): nucleosome
Molecular function (GO): DNA binding
Source: RefSeq, a predicted model, not a curated record